Molecule: messenger RNA, 3088 nt
Organism: Ictalurus furcatus (blue catfish)
Lineage: Eukaryota; Metazoa; Chordata; Actinopteri; Siluriformes; Ictaluridae
Product: retinoic acid-induced protein 1
Exons: 4
Coding region: 1047-2522 (491 amino acids)
Biological process (GO): regulation of transcription by RNA polymerase II
Cellular component (GO): nucleus
Source: RefSeq, a predicted model, not a curated record
UGUCCAGAAACCUAAAGUUACAGCUUUACCUCUGACUGUUACAAAGAGCCGACACUGGAGACUCCUUCCAUAAGUGUUACGUAAACGUCUCCUUACAGAAAACUCGACCACAUCAACCACACGUUUACACACACUUUCUUAAAAUCUUUUGUGUGUGUGUGUGUGUGUGUGUGUGUGUGUGUAUGGAGCGCCCGCCGUACAAGUCGCUGUGAAUGAGCUGUUACAACCAUGUCAUCUCAUCUCACUUUAUUUAUAAAGCACAAUUAGAACAACCACAGUUGAGCAGUGUGCCGUACAAUGUUCUAAAAAGAAUUAUAAAUACACCAAAACCAAUAAAAAACAAAACAACAUAUCAUGUCAUAUCAAUCUAAAUGAGAGUACAGGUAGAGAAACAAAUGAAAGAAAGAAAGAAAGACAAGAGAAGAAAUGAUUUAAAGAACAAAACAGGAAAAGAAACAAAGGAAUGAAAAAUAAGGAAGGAAGGAAAGAACAGGAAGAGAAACAAAAGAAAGACAAAGAAAGACGAGAAAAAAUAUUUAAAGAAAAAACAGCAAAAGAAACAAAGGAAUGAAAAGAAAGAAAUAAGGAAGGAAGGAAAGAACAGGAAGAGAAAAAGAAAGAAAGCAUUUAAUAUAGCAUUAAUAUAAACCUUUUGAUUUGCACCUGCACUACUGUCAGAGCUGCUGUUGUAGAAAAUCAACACCUUCUGACCAAUCACAAUCCAGAAUUCAACAGCGCCGCGGUAAUCGCUGCCGUGACGUUGUGACUUUUAUUUUGACAUUAAAGGACGUUAAAAGGUUCCUGUCGGCCAUCUUAAAAUCUGUUAGCCCUCUGAGUCACAGUGUUCAGCUAAUUUGUUUAAAUAAUAUAAAAACAUAUAUAUGCUGUAUAUAUGUAUAUAUAUUAUUUAUAUUUAUUCAUAUAAUUCAGUUUUAUUGUACGAUUUUACACAAAAAUAUUUUUUAUUCAGUAAUUUGUGCCUUUAGUGUUGUCGCCUUCAGGGGUUAAUGUUCCUGAACUCGGUGAAUUGAACAUAUUUCUCCGUUAUGGAUCCUCUGAGCCGGCUGAACGUCACGCAUCUUCAGGAUCCGCUUCCCACACCUCUGGAUCUCACCAAGCAGAUCUCCGAGGCUCUGGAUCUGGUGCGGAAGAAGCGGAGCCGGAGCGACCACGCCUCAGGGACCGACGGUAUCCGUCCUCCUCGCUCGGAGUUCGGGUACGAGUCCGCAUGUGUGCCUUUAAACGCCUCCCUGCCAAACGGGCUCGCCCAGCAACCUGCGAAGACUCUGAUGAUCGCUACGGGAAACGUCCAGACUGAUGACGCGACUGUAAAAGAAACCGAGUGGCGGCACAGGACGGGAGGGGGAAAAAACGAAAGGAAGGGCGCUCCUCCAUCACGAUUACGUUCCUGGUUACCUGCCGUCGAAACCCUGUCGUCAGAGUGUUCCGGAUCCGUACAUGUGGAGAGCAUUUCCAGCGACGACAGCGGUGUGAUCGAAAAUUCUUCUCCGAACCUGAUAGAAUGGGACGUGAUCCAGGAUAGCGACUCGGUGGAAUCCAGAAACGUACCGUCUACCUCAGAGGCGGAAAAUACAGACUUCUUUAAGCCGACACAGAAUGGAUCAACGUCAUCGUCAUCGUCGAGCCAGGAGAGGGCGCCAGCGACUAAGGAAAAUCAGAGAAACCAACAGUGCGUCAGUUCUUCAGCAGGCAAGAAAGCAACAGCGAGUGCGGCGAAGAGGAGGAGGAAGAAGAAGAAGCGCUCCGGUUUAUCCUCGUCGUCGUCUGCGUUUCCUUCAAACGAACCCGAGAUCAAGCUGAAGUACGUAAGCUGCAAGGAGGGGAAGCGAGAAAGCAGAGGGAAAUCCUUCGCACCAUACGUCCGCAUGGAGUUCUCCGCCUGCACCGUCGUCAACUUCGAGGAAGACGGUGACUUCCAGGCGAGGAAGCCCCGACAGCCCGUGACGUCCCCCGGGAUCGUCCCCACCACGUCGUGUUUCCAGCUGGGACGCCUCGGGUCAGAGGGCAAGCGGCAGACCGGCGAGAUGUGCUGCCUGUGCGGCCGGAUGGCCAACGCCACAGGUUUGGGCGACCUGCAUGGACCGUACCAUCUCCACGGACCCGAGAGGAAGACGUCUGCGGAUCUCCUGAUAAACAGACACGAAGAUGCCAGCGCGAAGAAGAAUCGGACGUCAGAUGAGGUCGGAGAACGCUGGGUUCACGAGGACUGCAGUAUCUGGUCGGCAGGCGUUUUCCUCGUUAAAGGAAGGCUGUACGGACUGGAGGAGGCGGUCAGGAUCGCGCAACAAGCCGUCUGCUCGUGUUGCCACAGCUGUGGUGCUACGCUGGGAUGCUUCUUCAAAGGCUGCCCGAAUAAAUACCAUUUCCCCUGCGCUCUCCAGGCUGAAUGUGUGUUUAAUGAGGAAAACUUUACUCUGAGAUGUCCGAAGCACAAGGUAGCGCACACACACACACACACACACACACACACACCCACACCAUUAAGAUCUAGUCAGUAUUAGAUAUUUGUUAUGCUGGUUGCUGUGUUUAUUUAUUGUACUAAUAAUAAAUAACUGUUUGUUGUUUGUUCCUCAGAGUAAAUCAGGACUCGGCGUGAGCAGACUGCAGAACAGGUGACGCUGUAAAGGCUGUGGAUGACCAUCACGGCAAUUUGUUAUUGUACUUUUUGUUUAUUUUUAGCUUUAACACAGUUUUUUUUUUUUUUAAAUAAAUUAGAAUUAAAAUGUAGCGAUUAAAAUGAUCACAAUAUUAAUAAUCAUAAAAUGAGAGAUAGAGUGCAAGCUCCGAUUUAUAGAACUCAUCAGUUUCCCCCUGGUCUUUUUAUUGCUUUUUAUUUUUCUCUCUUUUGCAUUAUUGUUCUUCAUUUAUUACGGAUGGACCCUGACGAAUAUUUAAUGAUAUUGUUCAAUCAUACAAGUGUGCUGUUUAGUACUGAGAAAUAAUAAUAAUAAUAAUAGUAGUAGUAAUAAUAGUAAUAAAAAUAAUAGUAAUAAUAAUAGUAAUAAAAAUAAUAGUAAUAAGAAUAAUAAUAGUAAUAAUAGUAAUAGAAAUAGAUAUGAUAAUAAUA